Ixodes scapularis (black-legged tick) is the source of this 2020-nucleotide messenger RNA. RefSeq names its product intracellular coagulation inhibitor 2. NCBI's taxonomy places the organism in Eukaryota, Metazoa, Arthropoda, Arachnida, Ixodida, Ixodidae. Bases 125 to 1303 code for a protein of 392 amino acids. Gene Ontology annotation, molecular function: serine-type endopeptidase inhibitor activity. The transcript has 3 exons. The record is from RefSeq and is a predicted model, not a curated record.
UUGGUUUCGUCCUUCGAGUGAAUGUUUGCCUUCUUAAGACCUUGGAGCGCGCAACGUUUCUAGCGACAUUUUACCUGGCGACUUCCAAGACGCAAGCUGCACAUCCCGAUCGGAUAGUACCAAGAUGAAAGUUCUCGCGACGUUCCUGUCCGUCUUGGCCCUAUGCUGGGCUGGGGAAGAGGACAAACUCACGGUCGCAAGCAACAACUUCGGUCUCCGAAUGUUCCCGCUCUUACCGAGCUCUCCCGAGACAAACAUCUUCUUCUCGCCCUGUAGCCUCUUGAUAGCGAUGGGAAUGGCCUACGCCGGAGCCAGAGGGGAGACCCAAAAGGAACUCUAUGAAAACCUGGGCUACUCGAACGCUGGCCUUGCGGAAGGGCAGGUCUUGGAUGCAUACACUCGUCAGACCCAGAAGUAUCAGUCUCUCCAGUCUAACACAACGGUCGACGUCGCCAACGCCGCGGCAAUUCACCUAAGACUUUCACUCCUGGACGGCUACGAGAACGCACUGAGGAACUCCUUCAACGCCCAGCUGCAAAAGGUUGACUUCGUUGAUGGAGGACAGGCGGCCAUUGACACCAUCAACAAAUGGGUCAAGGAGAAGACCCAUAACAAGAUCGAGGCUCUCUUUAGUGAGCCCUUGGAUCCGCUCACACGAUUUGUUCUGCUGAAUGCCAUGUACUUCAAAGGAACCUGGAACACCGAGUUUGACGAGAAACGUACCGAAAAAAGGCCUUUUCUCAACGGUGGCGUGACUCCAGCCGAAGUUGACACCAUGGUCGGCAAGAUUCGUGUUCGCCACAACAGCUUCGAGAAUUUGGGUGUCGAUGUUGCUGAGCUGCCUUACCGUGGUGGCGACUACAGUAUGGUCAUCCUGUUGCCCAGAGAGAAGACCGGCGUCGAGGCGCUGAAAAGAAACCUUACUGCAGACCUACUCGAUACACUCGUACAUCAACUCGUGGAACGGGAAGUCGACGUGUUUCUUCCGCGAUUCAAGUUGGAAACGAUGUACUCCCUGAAGGAAAUUCUCCAGCAGAUGGGCAUUAAGAAAAUCUUUGAUGGCGCUGAUCUGUCCGGAAUUACUGGAGACAAGAGCCUGGAGGUGUCAGCCGUGGUACAGAAAGCAGUCGUCGAGGUCAACGAGGAAGGCACCGAGGCGGCGGUGGUGUCGGGCGUGAUCGGCGCGACCAGGGUGGCGUUGUCGCCAAGUUUCAAUUUCAUAGUCGAUCAUCCUUUCCUCUUUUUCAUCAGGAACACGCACGCGAACGCGAUCCUUUUUGCAGGGCAAGUGAACCACCUUUGAGCCAAGAAUAAACCCGUUUCAAAAUUCGGCGCUUUCUUUGGCUCAAAAAGCAGUGACACUUUCGGGCGGCUAAUGACGCUCAUAAAACUGUAAUUCAUUGGGUACCGUCAUGUUUUCACGUCAAUGGCAAAUAAUAAUUGGUUCUUCGAUCACCCUUUGCUUCACUUUAUACGGUGUGAAAACGUAAUAACUGGCCAGUAAAAAGCGGCGAUCCAUAAGGGCGUUGAUUAAAUUUCCGCCAUUAAAAGGCUUUAGAGCCAAACUUUAGAGCCAGACAGGCUAGACCACACUCAGAAAUAAGCGCCUACGCAGCCGUUAUAUCUGUAAUUUGUGCGUCACGUAGUACAGACGCCUCGAAGGUACAUGUAGCAUAUAUACUCGGCUAUAUUCGUUUAGUAGUAUCUUCAUAUUCUUCUUCCUUCAGCCUCAAGACGGCCACUAUUAGUUUGACACGGAUGCAAUACACUGAGAUGAUAAUAGUGAUCAAGGUUGCGACAUUCAUUAAAAAAAAAAAAAGUUAAUUCAUAAGUCCCACUAGCCUGAUAUGUGCCGAACGCUAGCAACCUUGGACCCAUGAGACCCACUCUGGGUCAAUAGGGCCUUUAUUGCGCGCCCUACUUGACCUGUGAGUUAUUGUAAUAAACAAACAAUGACGCGAGCUGUCGUAUAAAAGAUGAUCGCCAUACUACGUUGCAUAAUAAAGAUUCAUGUAUCCAC